This is a messenger RNA of Paramacrobiotus metropolitanus, 1301 nucleotides long. RefSeq names its product homeobox protein orthopedia-like. Gene Ontology annotation, biological process: regulation of DNA-templated transcription; neuron differentiation. The transcript is spliced from 5 exons. Gene Ontology annotation, molecular function: DNA binding; DNA-binding transcription factor activity, RNA polymerase II-specific. The record is from RefSeq and is a predicted model, not a curated record. The coding region runs from base 194 to 1072 and encodes 292 amino acids. Lineage: Eukaryota; Metazoa; Tardigrada; Eutardigrada; Parachela; Macrobiotidae.
GGCAAAAAGCCAUUAAGCCGCCGUUCCCUGUUUAACGACGGGCAACGGAGGCCAGUAAAUGUUUCUUAAUAUGAAAUUGUGGCAGCAGUGCGAUACUUUAUCGGUUGCUCAUUUUCCGCAACUGAUCAAAAUUGGAUUAACCAUUCACUUCUGUGGGCCACAAUAUGGAUAAAGAGAGGAGAAAUUAGUGAAAAUGGCAUCUAACCACAUGGGUCAUUUUUCGACAGCAUCGGUGAAGGUCGAUGUGUUAGCGGCCGGCAAGAAUUGUCAGCAACUUGUGAAUUCGUCGACGUGUCCUGAUAGUGGAUUUGAUGUUAGUCAUACCGACGCUUAUCACCAUACCAAUUCCGUGGAUCACUCUAGCACAGCCGGACAGGAUGGUGCCUCAUCCACAACCGAGAAGCCAUCCAAACAAAAGCGCCAUCGCACACGCUUCACACCCGCUCAGCUGAAUGAACUGGAACGCUGUUUUGCCAAAACGCAUUAUCCAGAUAUAUUUUAUCGGGAGGAAAUCGCCAUGAGGAUCGCUCUCACAGAAUCACGGGUACAGGUGUGGUUUCAAAACCGACGAGCCAAAUGGAAAAAGCGCAAGAAGUCAACCAAUGUAUUUCGCAACCCAGGUCUGAUGGGACCGUCGCACGGCCUGCCGCCCUUCGGCACCACGGACCCCUUUGUAACACCUCCUGCAUUUCCCAAUCUUGGCAGUGGCAACGGAUCUGAUGGUAGAUGCUGGCCGUCGCAACCAUUCACGCAACUCAGUCUCAAUUCUGCCAAUAAAUUCCCCAAUCUUGGAGCAGAAUACUCUUGGGCCGGACUUGCAGCCCCUUCGAGCAGCGUUACAAAUCAGUCUUCCCUCGAUCACAACAUGUAUGUUGGCUCUAAUCCGUUCACAUGCACUGGAUUUCCCCAGACCGGUGUCGUUGCGUCUAACAAUGGAUCCGUAAAUACAUCUGCCGGCCAGGCCGACAUCAGCGGUUCAUACAGCGAACCCGAAGGAUGGAGAGGAACCAGUAUUGCCAGUCUGCGUCGGAAAGCCAUGGAACACGCAGCAACAAUGACCAGUUUCCGUUAAUUUGCAUAUCCAUACCGCUAAAUAUAAGACAUGUGGGUUGCACUAAUAGCCGAAUCUCCAAAAUCUACCAUCGACACAGCUUCGGUUUCAAUUUUCAUUUUGAGUAUCUCGGUUGCCUGCAGAACUAACAAUUAUAUCGACCUACAGCGUCUACAUCUCAGCACUCAAGAAAGAUUUGCAAACAGUUAUUUAUAAAUAACUGCGAACAUCAAAACUGCUCUUGGAGUAC